GCCAGGAAACCCUGCAGCACAAGAUCCUCCCAGGAGUAGCUGGGAGCCUGGCUCAGCGGGGGGAGGGCCCUCUUGCAAGGGAGCUGGUUUUAUAACAAACCCACCCGUUUUAUGCUGCAGCUGAUCAAGAAACAGCUGGUGAGUUCCAUCAAGGGGCUGCAGAAACAGUACGCCACCUCCGACGCCCUGGUCACCAGUGAGGACGACCACGCCAACGCCCUGUGCUGUGCACUGGAGGCUGUGUUUGUGCACGGGCUGAAGGCGAAGUACAUCAAACCGGAGGCUGGAGGAAAAGGGAAAAAGCUAGGGGGCCGUACCCCUCUUCCCCAGCCUGUCUUCUGGGGCCUGCUGAAAGUCAUCACCCACAGAAAUAUCAUUUCCGAGCUGGAGCAUCUGAGUUUUAUCAGCACUGACGUGGGGCGCUGCCGGGCCUGGCUGAGGCUGGCGUUGAAUGAUGGCCUCAUGGAGUGUUAUUUGAAGUUACUGCUCCAGGAGACAUCCAGGCUGCCCGAGUACUAUCAGACAUCAGCCCUGCUGCUGGAUGUGGAGGAAUGCGAAUUUCUGCUGAGCUUUUUGCAGGGGUUAGCUUCCCUCACCUUCGAACUGUCCUACAAAUCCGCCGUUUUAAACGAGUGGACGGUCACUCCCUUGGCCCUGUCGGGGCUGUGUCCUGUUUCGGAGCUGCUGGAGCCUCUGACGCCCUUCAGCUCGGAACUCCAGAGGAAGGAGUCGCUGGGUUCGGUCUCGCACUCGUCCGGCUCCGAUGACAGUGACGUUCGACCCAGCGUAUUGCUCAUCGGUAAAAACGAGGACAGAAGUAACCUCACCUGCUCCACGCUCAGCCUGAACACGACGAGCUGCUCCCAGCCAUCCUCCAGCCCAGGCUCCGGCAGCCUCCUGCAGGCCAACUGCACUAGGAGUCCGGGGAGGGACGAGGUGCUGCUGUCGAGCGACUCCGACGUAGGGCCGGCCGGCACCGAAGAGGAGGACAGGUCUCUGCAGGAGGUAUUGUCUGAAUUCAGCAAAGCUCAGCAAGUCCGUGAACCUUCUGAAGAAGAGCUCGGUCCUAGCCUAUUGGCAUUGGCGCCCGGGCAGCUGGCAUCUCCUCCUGCCGUCCCCACACCCACUCCCCUGCCAUUGGGCGCGGCAGCAGAGAGCGCUCCAUGUGCUGCGCUGCCUCCUGAGACCGGCAACCCGCCGUGCCCCUGGGCCGACGAGCCAGCUACAGCCAGCAGGCUGCCCGCUCCGCCGUCCCAAGCGACAGGAAUCCAGGCGUCUCAGCCAGUCGCAGCCCACAAAGAUCCCUCCCGUCAGCUUUACGUUAUUGACCCAGAGGGUUACGAUGGACCCAGUCAGAUCAAUGGCCAUAAGGAAAGCCAGGAGGAUCACAGGCCAGUGACGGAGUUCUUGCUUUCACCAGCAGCAGCGUGUCCGAAAAGAAGGGACUGGAUCUCAGAGGACGACUUCUCCAGGCCGUCUCCGGAAGGGAGCAGCAAAGGCCUUACGGGUUCCUCUGGGUCCUCCCCUGAGGGGGUGCAGGAAGGCCGGUCCGCAGAGCCGAGCAGCGCACUCCGUCUGGAGGAGGCUUCAAGGAUCGGAAGGCCCCAGGCCGCCCCUGAGCAGGAACAAAAGGGCUUCCAUGUUGUGCAUCGCAGGCAGAUCGGUCUCUCCAAUCCCUUCCGAGGCCUCCUGAAGCUGGGCACUUUGGAGCGCCGGGGAGCCAUGGGCCUGUGGAAGGAGCUCUGCUGUGAGCUGUCGCCUCUGGAGUUGCGCCUCUUCCUGGACCACGAGGAGCGGGUUUGCCUGGAGAACCUCUCGCUGCUGCGCUGCGAGUCGCUGGGGCGGGUGUGCAGCGACGGCCGCUUCGAGCUGGUGUUCUCGGGGAAGAGGCUGUGCUUGCGGGCCCCUUCCCGGGACGAGGCUGAGGACUGGCUGGACAGGAUACACGAGGCGCUCCGCAAGUGCCGGCCCCAGCAGGAGGAGGAAUGGGAGACGCUUGACUGUCCGGAAGGCGCCCUGGAGGGGCUCGCGGUUGGAGCGCUGCCUGGCGAGUCAGCGGCGUUGCCCCCGGCCAGCAGCGCUGCUGGAAGCGCCUGUGUCUGGACGUCUGCUCUUGCACCAGAACUCGACGCCGUGAAAGAAACGGUGCUGUACAUGGAUGUCGACAGGGCUUGGGCUCCGUUCAUUUUUUCCUUGUCGUUGGACGCUUUAAAAUGCUUUAAAGUGAGAAACCACGAAAAAAUCCUGAGCAACAGCUACGGGAUAGAGACGAUCCAGGACAUCCUGCCCGACACGAGUCUGGGCCGCAAGCCCGCCCCGAGCGUGGGGCCCCCGAGCGCCGCCGCCGCCGCGGCGUGGAGGGGGCUCGUCCGCCGGGUGCUGACCUCGUAUCUAGAAACGGCCGAGGAGGCGCUGACGCUCGGGGGCCAUUUGGACGGGAAUUCGCAGGCCAUCUUGAAAACCACCGUAAAGGAAAAUGGCUUUUUGCUGCAGUACCUGGUGGCCAUCCCCGUGGAGAAAGGCCUGGGCUCCCAGAGCUUCAUCUGCGCAGCCCCAGUGACUCUGCUGCCCCGUCUAAUUGGAGAUGUUCUCCGCAAAGUGCUUCCGUCCACAGCCCAGCUCCCAGGCUGUUCCCGCCAGAUCGGACUCAGUUUUGUGAAACCCAAACUUUGUGCCUUCUCUGGACUCUAUUACUGCGACGGUUGCCACCAGGACGACGAGUCUGUGAUUCCCUCGCGCCUCAUCCACAACUGGGACUUGACAAAAAGAGCAAUUUGUCGACAAGCGUUAAAAUUCCUGAAUCAGAUCCGCGAUCAACCCUUAAUCAACCUGAAGCUGGUGAACGAGAGCCUGUACGGCCACGCGGAGCAGAUGAGUCGAAUCCGCAGAAGCCGCGAGCAGCUGAAACUGCUGGGCGAUUACCUCCUCGUGUGUCGCAGCGGGGCCCUGAAGGAGCUCAGCAAAAGACUUGACCAUCGGAACUAUCUCUUGGACUCGCCCCAUAAAUACAGCGUGACUGACCUGCGACAGGUGAGAGCUCUGCUGUGGGCGGGGGUCCUCUGUGGGCUGUGUCAGGAUGCAGUUUAGUUACAGGCAUUUUUAGUAAUAGGGUUGCCAGAUGGUUUAACCAAAAAGACCGAACCCGCCCCCCCAACCAUCAAAAAAAAACCCACCAAGGGGGGAAAAAAGAAAAGGACCCCAAGAGUUAAGAAAAAAAAUGUAAACAGCGUGGCCCCUUUAAGAAAUGCUUUUGAGGCUUUCUGGCCUUAACAAGCUGCUGGUGGCCGCCCGCCAUCUUGUCUCCCUGCACCGGGCCAGACACCUCCCCUGUGGAACCAGGGAAGCCCCCGGGAUUUUCGCCUGCUGGCUGGGAAAUAUCCGAAAGUGCCAGCCAGGCAUGUC
This is a messenger RNA of Pelodiscus sinensis (Chinese soft-shelled turtle), 3402 nucleotides long. The record is from RefSeq and is a predicted model, not a curated record. Lineage: Eukaryota; Metazoa; Chordata; Testudines; Trionychidae.